AAACGCCGGGAAUUAGAAAAGUUCUUUGUGGAAUCCGUGAUUGGCGAUCCCUACCCGGCUGAUUGUUUCGCGAGCCCCGAAUCCCGGAUAAAUGGAGCAUCCGCCGGGCGAUUUCUCCACCGCGAUGCAUACAUCAACGUGACUAAGGUGACAAGAAAAACGGAGGACAUGAAAUAAAUGUUAUCAAUGACCUGAAUGAUUCUCACAUCAACGGUGCUGAUUAAACCGUGAGUAUGGUGGUGGUGUUGAACGGCGUGCUGGCGGACGAGUGCCCGACGUCGGUGCGGGCGCUGCUGGCGGCGCACCCGGGGUACCGGGACGCGGCGGCGCAGCUGCUGGCCGGGGCGCCGCGCGUCGUCGGCCCCCAGGGUCUGCUGUACGUCGCGCAGCGGGAGAUGGCGGCCGCGGUGCCGCACGACAAGAACGUCACUAUCAUAGGAUCGGACGACGCCACAACAUGUAUAAUAGUCAUAGUCAAGCAUUCAGGUUCAGGCGCAGUCUCGCUGGCGCACUUCGACGGCUCGGGCACGGCGGAGGCGGCGGCGGCGAUGGUGGCGAAGACGCAGCAGCUCGCGGUCGGCUAUCCCGAGGGCCGGCUCGAGCUGCAGCUCGUCGGCGGCUUCACCGACCCCCACAGAUACUCCGACAAGCUGUUCGCUAAUAUCAUGCUGUCGUUCCACCGUCUGACCGAGGAGAUAGACCUGACUCUCGCGUGCUGCUGCGAGCUCAACACGGCGCUCGGGGGCUCCGCUCCGGCGCCUCUGGUGACGGGCGUGGGGCUCGACCUGCGCGCCGGGGAAAUCUUCCCCGCCAACUUCCCUGAUAAGGGCCCCGAACUGCCGCUGCGCAGCGCGAGAGCCUUCACCGGCGGGCCCAACUCGACGCAAGUGCUGGACAUAUACGACAACGGCAUCGGUAUGCUGCGCAUCGGCCCGUUCAACUACGACCCCCUGCGCAGCGUAGACCUGUGGCUGCAGCAGUCGGACGAGUUCAUCCUGCAGCACCUCAGCACCACGCCCACGCUGGAACCGCCGCACUUCGUACAUAACAUCCGCAUGAUGCUCAAGUUCAUCCAGCAGCAUCCUUUCCCCGCUGUGACAGUGUUUCCCGAAAACCGCGCGCACUACUACCGCCGCGACGAGCAGACCGGCUGCUGGAUGCCCGUGAGGUUCUAGCUGUAGACAACACUAGCGUAAACAACUACGGAACCCUAAAACGCGCUACGAGCAUAGACAAUAUGUACCAGCGAAGAAGCGUAUACAACA
Messenger RNA from Aricia agestis (brown argus), 1265 nucleotides. It is a transcript of the gene Ntan1, whose product is annotated as protein N-terminal asparagine amidohydrolase. Gene Ontology annotation, biological process: ubiquitin-dependent protein catabolic process. The record is from RefSeq and is a predicted model, not a curated record. The coding region runs from base 234 to 1175 and encodes 313 amino acids. Gene Ontology annotation, molecular function: protein-N-terminal asparagine amidohydrolase activity. Gene Ontology annotation, cellular component: nucleus. NCBI's taxonomy places the organism in Eukaryota, Metazoa, Arthropoda, Insecta, Lepidoptera, Lycaenidae. The transcript is spliced from 10 exons.